CGCCAGCGGUCCCGCCAAGGCCAAUAAAACCGGUGCGGCUCCGCUGGCGGUGCUGCAUUUACCGAGCACAGCUGGGGCCGAGAGACACCCGCUAGACCUCACCGACAGACUCACCCAAGACUCACCUGCACAGAAAUGGAUGACGACAUCGCUGCCCUCGUUGUUGACAACGGCUCCGGCAUGUGCAAGGCCGGUUUCGCCGGAGACGAUGCCCCCCGUGCCGUCUUCCCGUCCAUCGUCGGUCGCCCCAGACACCAGGGUGUGAUGGUGGGAAUGGGGCAGAAGGACAGCUACGUGGGAGACGAGGCUCAGAGCAAGAGAGGCAUCCUGACCCUGAAGUACCCCAUCGAGCACGGUAUCGUCACCAACUGGGACGACAUGGAGAAGAUCUGGCAUCACACCUUCUACAACGAGCUCCGUGUCGCCCCCGAGGAGCAUCCGGUCCUGCUGACCGAGGCUCCGCUCAACCCCAAGGCCAACAGGGAGAAGAUGACACAGAUCAUGUUCGAGACCUUCAACUGUCCUGCCAUGUAUGUGGCCAUCCAGGCCGUCCUGUCACUGUACGCCUCCGGUCGUACCACAGGUAUUGUGAUGGACUCUGGUGACGGUGUCAGCCACACUGUGCCGAUCUACGAGGGCUACGCUCUGCCUCACGCCAUCCUCCGUCUGGACCUGGCUGGCAGAGACCUGACGGACUACCUGAUGAAGAUCCUCACUGAGAGGGGCUACAGCUUCACCACCACUGCCGAGCGCGAGAUUGUGCGCGACAUCAAGGAGAAGCUCUGCUACGUGGCUCUGGACUUUGAGCAGGAGAUGCAGACGGCGGCUUCCUCCUCCUCCCUGGAGAAGAGCUACGAGCUCCCCGACGGACAGGUCAUCACCAUCGGCAACGAGAGGUUCCGCUGCCCGGAGACGCUCUUCCAGCCCUCCUUCAUCGGAAUGGAGUCGGCCGGCGUCCAUGAGACCACCUACAACAGCAUCAUGAAGUGCGACGUGGACAUCCGUAAGGACCUGUAUGCCAACACCGUGCUGUCCGGCGGCACCACCAUGUACCCCGGCAUCGCUGACCGCAUGCAGAAGGAGAUCACUGCCCUGGCCCCACCCACCAUGAAAAUCAAGAUCAUCGCUCCCCCAGAGAGGAAGUACUCGGUCUGGAUCGGCGGCUCCAUCCUGGCCUCCCUCUCCACUUUCCAGCAGAUGUGGAUCAGCAAGCAGGAGUACGACGAGUCUGGGCCCGCCAUCGUCCACCGCAAGUGCUUCUAGGCAGCUCCACGUCGUCGUCCUCUGCCGCGGCAGAAGCCGACAUGCUCUUCAUCUGUUCCAUCCAACUAGAAACGUCUCUGGUUUAUCUUGUGUGAACAGACUAAAAGAUUCGAGAUGCCACAUACAAGAAUAAUGCAGCGACUGUUUACAUUUUAAUGUCCUCAGAAUCUUACUGAACCUCCUCUGACCUUUCAAACAUUUCUCAACAUGUUGGUCUAACUCUGCUCACAGCUUUCGCUCCUCCUGGUGAUAACCUACUGAUGGUCAGAAAACAGUAUUAUCACUGAAUCUUUUUUUUUCUACUUAUUUAACAAUCUAAUGCAAUAAUUGCACAUCAAUAUUCACCCCCCCAUCCAUUCUGUCAAUUGACUGUCUUGAGUCAAGCUGUAUCGGUGGUCUCCAGCAGUGUUUAUACUUAUCAAUAAAAUGCCAACAAUUGUUUACAGCUUC
Molecule: messenger RNA, 1713 nt
Organism: Xiphias gladius (swordfish)
Lineage: Eukaryota; Metazoa; Chordata; Actinopteri; Istiophoriformes; Xiphiidae
Product: actin, non-muscle 6.2
Exons: 9
Coding region: 136-1263 (375 amino acids)
Source: RefSeq, a predicted model, not a curated record